Entrophospora sp. SA101 is the source of this 567-nucleotide messenger RNA. The record is from the annotation of a GenBank genome assembly. Lineage: Eukaryota; Fungi; Glomeromycota; Glomeromycetes; Entrophosporales; Entrophosporaceae.
AUGCUAGUUCACGUGAGGAUGAAAAUUGAUCUAUUUGUGAUUGUACUUAAUAAUCUCUCCCUUGCACAAGCCUCUCAAAAAUAUGUCAUUACUCCUAAAUUUAUUUUGUCUUGGAUUCAAAAAUAUAGAAGACCAACUAAUGAAGUUCCUCCGAAGCUUAUAGCCACAUAUGGAAAUAAUUUCAAGUUUCUUGGUAAAGAAGAAACAACAGAACAGCUUUUGAAUGGAACCUUAAAUAAAAAUGCAGGACCUGGGUACUGGGAAAACUUGGGUAUUAGAAGAAAGUUUGAAUAUGUUGAAAAAAUGUGUAGAAAAGAUGAUGAUGUUGAUUUAAAAGAACUGGUAUAUAAUGCUGUGCUGAUUGAUGCUACAUAUGGGAAUGGUUGUGCUGCUUCUGCAACAGAUAGUAAUAUUGGUGGUGAAACAAUAUUAGAUUUUCCUAGGCUAAUAUAUGCUGAUCAAGAACGAAUGAAACAAAAAGGUGAAAUAUAUUGGAGUUCAAGAAUGCCUAGAAAAACUUAUUAUUUUGAAGAUCCAAAUGGAGCAGCUAGUGAAUGGCAAUCAUGA